GUCGUCUGCCCUUGUGCUCGGGUGGAGUUGGAUGAAUCAGUCGACGACCAACGCUCUUGAGGAAAUGACUGAGCCUUUUGUAGUAGAAUGCUAACUUUUCCUUGGCUGCUAACUCCUUGUCAUAUUUCAGGAUUCCUCUAGCCGAAGAGAAGAAGUGUUUGCGUGCCAACGUGUAUCCGGACAAAUAGUUUUCUUUUUCCUGAUUAGCCUUAACAUGUUAACAUCGGUUCUUGCUAACGUUGACUGUGGAGAGAAGCUGUCUUAACUUGGGAUAAAUGGCUACCGAUCGUGUCAUCAACUUGUGACUCUCUGUUUAGUCACUGUGGGCGAACAACUGAAAACUAGCGCAGAAAGUGUUACAGUUAUUGUUGCUAUAUACCACAGCAACGAAGCCGAACCAAGUAAAAUUACAAUUUAAACCUGCCGUUUUGUAUUUGAUAAAAUGAAAGAGGCACAGUCGGAUGUAUUGGGAUUUGUUCCCCAAAAAGACAUCGUAUAUAACAAACUGCUGCCUUAUGCGGAUAGGCUCGAUGACGAAUCCAAUGAUCUUUUGAGUAAAAUUAAGGGGAACUUGGCCCGGGCUGUUCAGUUUCGAGAAAUAUGGCCCGGUGUGCUGUUUUGGACGAGGAAGCUUUCCACGUACAUACGACUAUAUGGACGAAAGUUUAGCAAAGAAGACCACGUGCUUUUCAUCAAGUUGCUCUAUGAGCUAGUUACCGUCCCUCGUCUCGAGGUCAGCAUGAUGCAAGGCCUCGCUCGUCUCCUCAUCAACCUGCUCAAGAAAAGAGAGCUUCUCUCAAGGGAGGACCUGGAAUUGCCUUGGAGGCCUCUCUAUGAACUGCACAACAGGAUCCUUUUCUCUAAGACAGAGCAUUUGGGCCUCAAUUGGUUUCCCAACUCUGUGGAAGGUGUGUUGAAGACACUUGUGAAAAGCUGCAGGCCAUAUUUUCCAGAGUCUGCAACCCAGGAGAUGCUGGAUGAGUGGAGACCACUAUUUUGUCCAUUUGACGUCACCAUGCAGACAGCAAUCUGCUACUUUGAACUCUUUCUACCCACAACUCUACCACCGGAGCUGCAUCAUAAGGGCUUCAAGUUGUGGUUUGAAGAGUUGAUCAACUUGUGGGUAUCGGUGCAGAAUCUUCCAAGCUGGGAACUGAAUCUGGUGAAUCUCUUUGCUCGCUUGGCCAAUGACAACAUCGGCUACGUUGACUGGGAUCCUUAUAUUCCCAAGAUUUUCACAAGAGUCUUGAGGAGUUUGAAUCUUCCCGUGGGGACCAGCCAGAUGAUGUUCCCGCGAUACUUAACCAAUGCCUACGACAUCGGCCAUGCGGUGCUUUGGAUAUCGUCACUUCUGGGUGGACCAAGUAAACAAACUCAAGCACAGCUCACUGGCCUUUUCAACAGCAUCACAUCUUUCUUCCACCCAUCAAACCACGGUCGCUGGUUGAUGAAACUCAUGAAGUUGCUGCAGCGUCUUCCUGCCAGCGUUGUUCGACGGCUGCAUCGAGAGCGCUACAGAAAGCCUUCAUGGUUAACGCCGAUCCCUGACAAUUAUAAACUCACUGAGGACGAUAUCACAGAUUUUGUAGAGAGUAUGAUGCAGCCAGUACUGCUGGCCAUGUUCAGCAAAACAGGCAGUCUCGAUGCUGCUCAGGCUCUCCAGAACCUUGCACUGAUGAGGCCUGAGUUGGUCAUUCCUCCGGUUCUGGAGAGAACAUACCCAGCACUGGAAACUCUAACAGAGCCCCACCAGCUGACAGCCACACUAAGCUGCAUGAUCGGUGUAGCGCGGAGCCUAGUGUCUGGUGGAAAGCACCUUCCUGAGGGGCCCACUCACAUGUUGCCCCUACUCAUGAGGGCCCUGCCUGGAGUUGAUCCAAAUGACUUCAGCAAGAGCAUGAUCACUUUCCAGUUUAUUGCUACAUUUGUGACUCUUGUGCCUUUGGUGGACUGUUCAUCUGUUCUACAUGAAAGAACAGACUUGACAGAGGUGGAAAAGGAAAUGUGCUCAGCCUCUGCAGAAUUUGAAGACUUUGUGCUCCAGUUUAUGGACAGGUGCUUUGCCCUAAUCGACAGCAGCACUCGAGAGCAAACACGUGAGGAAACAGAAACUGAGAAAAUGACCCAUUUGGAGAGUUUGGUGGAACUCGGCUUAUCUUCUACCUUCAGCACUAUCCUUACUCAGUGCUCCUUGGACAUCUUCAAGGUGGCCCUGGAAAAGGUUUUUAACUUUGCAACCACCAACAUUUUUGAGACUCAUGUAGCCGGAAGGAUGGUGGCAGAUAUGUGCCGGGCUGCUGCCAAGUGUCACCCUGCAGAGUCUCUUAAGAUAUUUGUGCCUCACUGCUGUAGUCAAAUACACCAAAUUGCUUCUAAUGAAGAAGUAUUACAUGAAGAGGAACUUGACAAGGAGUUUUUAUGGAAUCUGCAGCUACUGUCAGAGGUUACUCGAGUGGAUGGUCACAAGCUCCUGCCCUAUUCCUCUGACUUGGCCCAGAUUUUGCAGUUGACCCUCCACCUCAAGUGUAAGCAGGGCUAUAUCCUAGCAUGCAACCUACUGCAUCACAUCCUCCGCUCUACUGCCCUCAUCUAUCCUACUGAGUAUUGCAGUGUGCCAAGUGGCUUCUGCCAACCAAUCACAGAGUACCUACCCAUCAAGGAUUGGGGUCGUCCAGGUGAUUUGUGGAACCUGGACAUCCGGUGGCAUGUGCCCAGUGCUGAUGAGACCACCUUUACCUUUUAUUUACUGGGCCUGAUUCUUAAGCCAGAACUGAAUAGGCUUCAAAGUUUUGCUGAGGGAGAACAAGAAAUGAGCAGAGAUGAUGUCUUACAGAGUCUCACCAUUGUUCAACACUGUCUCUUGGGAGCCGGUGGUCUUAUGCCUCCCUUGAAAGGAGAGCCUAUACCUGAACUGGUCCAUAGUAUGGUGACUCUAGAGGAGACCACCCUGUAUACUGGAACAAAGUAUGAUGAGUCCAAAGAGAACUACAGAGAUUCCAUUUGUCAUGUGAUGAGACAGUUGCUUCAUUAUAUACUGGAACACUCUGAAGAUGACACCAAGUCUCUUUUUUCCAUUAUCAAGAUUAUCAGUGAAUUGCUGCACUUUAAAGGUUCCCACAAACAUGAGUUUGACUCUCGCUGGAAGAGCUUCAACCUUGUGAAAAAAUCGAUGGAAAACAGGCUUCAUGGCAGAAAGCAGCAUAUCAGAGCUCUGCUCAUCGACAGAGUCAUGCUCCAGCACGAACUGCGCAAGCUGACGGUGGAAGGGUGUCGGUACAGGAGCAUUCACCAGGAGCUGAUGAGGGAUCUGUUGCGCCUCUCCACAAGCACCUACAGCCAAGUACGUAGCAAAGCUCAAAGUGUACUGUUCACUUCACUUGGCACAUACAAUUUCUGCUGUAGAGAUGUGAUUCCCCAUGUCCUUGAGUUUCUCAACCCAGACAACAGCAGCGUCACACAGCAACAGUUCAAAGGUGCCUUGUAUUGUCUGCUUGGGAAUCACAGUGGAGUGUGCCUGGCCAAUUUGCAUGACUGGGAGUGCAUUGCCCUGACUUGGCCUGCUAUUGUUCGAUCUGGCCUCAGUUCAGCCAUGUCUUUGGAGAAGCCCUCCAUAGUGCGGCUCUUCGACGACCUCGCUGACAAAAUUCACCGACAGUAUGAGACCAUUGGGAUCGACUUCUCAAUCCCUGAAGAGACCUGUGAUGUAGCCAAACGACUUAUGGUCACUGGAAAUCCCUUUCCUAAAGACCCUAUUCCUUCAGAGGAAGAAACAUCACAAGGAGUUCACAGACAGGAACUCAAGAAUUUAGAGUCUGGCAAGAAGUACCAGCAGCUCAUUGGUGAUUUGCUAAACUCCCUCAGCAACAGAAACUUGCCUUGGAAAUUUGAACACAUCACUAUUGGCUUCUUGUCACUGCUCCUGAGAGAUGACCACCAACUCCCACCGGCAGCCGUUUUGUUCUUUGUCAAAACCCUUAACCACGACUCCCUCUACGUGCGCAAGGUGGCAAUAUCAGCUGUGGCAGGGAUCAUGAAACAAAUAAAAAUGCCUCAUAAGAAAGUGCCAGUCAGUCCUUCUGAGCUUUGCAAGCAGCACAAAGGUGCACUUCAAGAGACGGAAGGUAUAGUGGCCGGUGACCGCCCAGACAACAAGUGGCUGCAGUAUAACAGCAACAGCCUGCCAAGGACUCAGCAGGACUGGGAUCUCUGUGCUUUUGUGGAAAAGACUCAUUGGGGUUACUACAGCUGGCCAAGGAAACUGAUGAUGUAUGCUCCUGAGGAAGAGCAGCCCAAACAGAAGCUAACUAGAGAGGAAAUGACAGAGCGGGAGCAGAUCAUCUACGACCAUUUCUCAGACCCAGUAUUCAUCAAGCAGUUUAUUGAGUUUCUCUCUCUAGAGGAUCGAAAGGGCAAAGACAAGUUUAGCACGCGCAGAUUCUGUUUGUUCAAGGGUUUGUUCCGCAAUUUCAGUGACACCUUCCUGCCUCUGCUGCAGCCUCACAUGGAGCGCUUGGUAGCGGACACCCAUGAGAGUAAGCAGCGUUGUGUUGCGGAGAUCAUAUCUGGCCUAAUCAGAGGAUGCAAGCACUGGAGUUACUCUAAGGUGCACUUUCACUCAGGACUCAUGCUCAUUUUUAUUUUGUUGCACAACAUUGUUUGGAUUUAUCUUCAACGUAAAUGCCUAAUUUGCAGGUUGAGCAGCCUUUGGGAAGUGUUGUGUCCACUCCUUCGUACAGCCUUGUCCAACAUCACCGUAGAAACAUAUGCAGACUGGGGCACCUGCAUAGCCACCGCCUGUGAGAGUAGAGACCCUCGCAAACUUCACUGGCUGUUUGAGAUGCUCAUGGAGUCUCCAGUCAAUGGGGAGGGAGGCUCAUUUGUCGAUGCUUGUCGCCUGUAUGUGCUGCAGGGAGGCCUUGCUCAGCAGGAGUGGCGUGUGCCAGAGCUCCUCCACAGACUGUUGCAGUACUUGGAGCCCAAACUGACUCAGGUUUACAAAAAUGUACGGGAGCGGAUUGGAAGCGUGCUGACCUACAUCUUCAUGAUAGAUGUCAACCUGCCUUACACUCAACCAACCACCUCGCCUCGCAUCUCGGACUUCACCGACAGAAUUUUGUUACAGCUGAAACCCCUGACUGAGGGCGACGAGGAGAUCCAAAACCAUGUGGUUGAGGAGAAUGAGGUGGGAGAGCAGGAUGAGAGAACACAAGCGAUCAAACUUUUCAAAACAGUGUUAAAAUGGCUGAUUUCAAGUGCCGGCCGCUCCUACUCCACCGCUGUCCCUGAGCACCUGCGCUUGCUGCCCCUACUCUUCAAAAUUGCUCCAGUCGAAAAUGAUGACAGUUAUGAUGAACUGAAGAGGGAUGCAAAGACCUGCCUGUCUCUCAUGUCGCAGGGGCUCCUCUACACAGAGCAGAUCCCCAUGGUCCUCAAUGUCCUGCAGGAGAUUGCAGGCAGCAGCUCCUGGCACGCUCGCUACACGGUGCUGACAUACCUCCAGAUCAUGGCAUUUUAUAACCUGUUCACAUUCAUGAGUGACCAGAAAGCAAUGAAUGACGUGCGGGCGCUGGUUAUAAGACUGCUGGAGGACGAACAGCUGGAGGUAAGAGAAAUGGCAGCCACCACACUCAGUGGCUUCCUCCAGUGCAAUUUCCUGCGCAUGGAUGCCCCCAUGCAGGCUCACUUUGAGGCUCUGUGCAAGACCCGCCUCCCUAAAAAGAGAAAAAGGGGUGUCGGCUCAACAGUGGACACUAUACCUUCUGCCGACCUGGUGCGGCGCCAUGCUGGUGUUCUUGGGCUGAGUGCUUGCAUUCUCUCAAGCCCAUAUGAUGUACCCACCUGGAUGCCCCAGCUAUUAAUGGACCUCAGUGUCCACCUCAAUGAUACCCAACCAAUUGAAAUGACUGUGAAGAAAACCCUGUCCAACUUUCGGAGAACGCAUCAUGACAACUGGCAGCAGCAUAAGCAGCAGUUCACAGAUGACCAGCUGCUGGUGCUCACUGACCUGCUGGUCUCCCCCUGUUACUAUGCCUAAAACCUGACUACAUCCAUGCCAGCCUGCAUCAAGGAGGUGGCUGAAGUUCCAAGACACCAGGAAGUGGCACACAAAAUAACUUGCAAUGUUGUGUGUUAUGUAUGUAGCUCAUUUACAUUUCUUCUAUACUUAAUAUUUAAGGAUCAAUCAUGGCAGGGAUGGAUGACCUGCAGUGUGUAAUAUUUCUGUUUUUUUUUUUCUUUUGGUUUGGUUGUUUGAUCGCGUGUGUGGAUGCUUGAAAAUGUGUGACCCGUCGGACACAUUUCUCAGGGUUUACAUCCCAAGAAUCAACUCUGAGCCAACACAAUGUCCCGGUGUAGGACAUGUGCGUCAUUGUUAUCAUCUUCCUUAAGUGAAGUGUUUGUCUUGAACUGCAAAAGGUUGUCAACAGAACUCUUUAGAUUAGAUUGUUUGUGUGGCUGUUUGAUCUAGAUAUGAUUAUAUGCAUCGUGUGUGUGUCACGCUUUAGCAAAUAUGCACAAACAUAUUUAUUUAUUUAUAAGUUCUUGAAGUGCUGCAUUUAUAUUUUUCUAGCAAGUAUUUCUGCAGGUUAAGUAGGUGGGUUAGAUUUAUUUUUUGUUCCCCCCCAACCCCCGGUAAAGCACUACAGCCUAUUUUCAUCUACUCUUGCAAAGAAAGGGGAGAGAGUGCGCUCCCCCAUGCGGUGCUGUCAUGUUUGUUUUGUGAGUACCUGAUCACUUUUCAAGGUUCUCCAGUGCAAAACAUUGUUCACUGUGCCAGUCCAUAAUUUCAAUUAAUUGUUGAUUCCCCCUGCCCCACCCCCUCCUAUAACUAUUUUAUUUAGCUCAGCUUAUGUUUUCCUGUCGUGACUUGAAAUGAGUUCCAACAUUGAAGCAUUUAGUACCUCACCUUUGUAUAGUGUAGUGCCAACAUUUCUGUGACUUUAUAUUUAGAUGAACUGUUUGCUCAUUGUAUGAUAUUAUGUAUAAAUAAAUUGUUUAUAAAACUA
This is a messenger RNA of Phycodurus eques (leafy seadragon), 7004 nucleotides long. RefSeq names its product proteasome activator subunit 4a (gene psme4a). Gene Ontology annotation, cellular component: cytosol; spermatoproteasome complex; nucleus. The record is from RefSeq and is a predicted model, not a curated record. NCBI's taxonomy places the organism in Eukaryota, Metazoa, Chordata, Actinopteri, Syngnathiformes, Syngnathidae. Gene Ontology annotation, biological process: proteasomal ubiquitin-independent protein catabolic process. Bases 443 to 6034 code for a protein of 1863 amino acids. The transcript is spliced from 46 exons. Gene Ontology annotation, molecular function: peptidase activator activity; proteasome binding.